Messenger RNA from Coccinella septempunctata (seven-spotted ladybird), 3422 nucleotides. Its product is annotated as BTB/POZ domain-containing protein KCTD3. Gene Ontology annotation, molecular function: protein binding. NCBI's taxonomy places the organism in Eukaryota, Metazoa, Arthropoda, Insecta, Coleoptera, Coccinellidae. The record is from RefSeq and is a predicted model, not a curated record. Gene Ontology annotation, biological process: protein homooligomerization. The transcript is spliced from 12 exons. Bases 238 to 2460 code for a protein of 740 amino acids.
AUGAGUUGACUGUUGACUUACAUGCGUCAGAUCAGAAUUUUGAUGUUUUGAUUUUAUGACAUAUUGAUCUGUUUAUUAGUGUUUUUCAUCAUAGAUAACUUAUUUAUCACACACUUAUAAAAUUUAUAAGUCAGUGUAGUUCCACUCCAUGCAAAGAAGUAUUAAUUACCACAUUGGCCCUAAAAAGAUCUACAUAAAAUGUAUUCCAUGUUUGCCACUAUCAUAUUUAUUUAAUUAAUGAUAAGUGCUCUUGAAUUACUGCCAAAAAUGUCGUUUCAUCCGCUAUAUUCUGCUGAUAUAUUACAUUUGAAUGUUGGUGGUAAAAGGUUUAAUUGUAGGUUUUCGACUUCUCGUCAAACAUUGACAUCUAUUCCAGACACAUUCUUUACUGCUCUGAUUAGCGGUAGAAUAUCGAGCCUGAGAGAUGAGAAAGGCUGCAUAUUCAUUGAUAGGGAUCCAAAAAUAUUCUCUCUCAUAUUGAAUUAUCUGAGAACAAGGGAAAUCGAAUUGAGUGGUGUCAAUCUUAGAAUCCUACGACAUGAGGCUGAAUAUUACAAUAUCGCUCCUUUGGUCAAAAGAUUAACAUUGUGUGAAGAAUUGACUCAAUCCACUUGUGGGGACAUUCUUUUUUAUGGCUAUUUGCCACCUCCUAUUAUUCCAACUCAGGAUCCACCAAAGAUUAAUCAUGUGGAGGUUACUGUCCAUAAUCCAAAGCCAGGGCAUUUGGUUAAAUUACCUGAACCUCAUACAAGUACCUCCAAUUCUCCAGAUCCUUCACAUGCUGGAGAAAAUCAACCUUCCUCUAGCUCAACUUCCGUUCAAGUGCAGCCUCAAGUACCAACAUCUUCUGGUAAUGGGCAGACAAGAGGUUCAGGGCACUCUAGAAAUUCGUCUUUGGAGAUGAGAUUGGGGGUAGGAACAAGCUACAGUCGAAGUUCACAGGAUCUUCGUGGUUUGACCAGCCGAUCCCACUCUAGGACUGCUUCUCUCGAUCUGAGACAUGCUAGAAAUUCCUCGGCAGAUCUGAAUAAACUGAUCAGAAACGAUGUUGGCUUAGUAUUUGGGACAGCAAAUUCGAAUUGGACUGAUCCUUUGAGGGUUCAGAUCAUCAAGGCGCACCAGAAUUGGAUCGUUGUCGCUUAUGCCAGAUUUUUCGUGUGCUACAGGUUGAAAGACUCGAGUGGAUGGCAACAAGUUUUUACCAGCCCCUAUAUAGAUAGUACCAUUGAACGCAUCGCCAUCAACGCUAAAAUGGGCUGUGGGGAGACCACCAAAAUGGUGGCUAUAUCCUAUGGAACGCAAAUUAGACUUUGGGGUAUUUCGGACAUUGGGGACAAGACAAAUAUUGGUAUUUUCAAUCUUCAUGUAAGGGUGGAAUAUUUGUUUUUUAUCGGUAGCCAGUUGGUAGCCCUUUCUUCCUCUGGAAAACUGGGGGUUUGGCAUGCGAUGACGCAGCAUUGGCAGACGCAAGAUGUCAUGCCUAUUGCCUCGUUCGAUACAGCUGGAUCUAUUUUGCUUCUCGGGUGUAAUAAUGGGUGUAUUUAUUACAUAGAUAUGCAGAAGUUUCCAUUGAGGAUGAAAGACAAUGAUUUGUUAGUGACUGAACUUUAUAGAGACCCUAAUAGUGAUGCUGUCACAGCUAUUUCCGUAUACCUCACUCCAAAAACCAAUUUGUGUGGAAAUUGGAUCGAAAUAGCCUAUGGCACAACUUCCGGUUCGGUCCGAGUCAUUGUGCAGCACCCAGAAACUGUGAGCCACGGACCUCAGCUCUUUCAAACGUUCACUGUCCAUCAAAGUCCAGUAACCAAGGUCACCUUGUCUGAAAAGUACCUCGUCUCGGUUUGUUGCGAAUACAAUCAUGUUCGAAGUUGGACUGUUACCCGCUUCAGGGGUAUGUUAUCAACGCAGCCGGGUUCCACUCCGGAGGCCUCCUUCAAGAUAAUUUCCCUGGAAGCGGUCGAACCGUAUUUGAGUCAGUCGAUCGCUAAUGAAUGUGGUCCUUUCGGCGAGCAAGACGACGAACAGGUUUUCAUACAGAAGGUUGUACCCGAUUCUGAUCAGCUUUUUGUGAGAUUGGCCAGCAAUGGGAAAAGAGUUUGUACAAUUAAAGCUGUGGACGGAAGCACCGUGAGCGCUUUUUGCGUUCACGAAUGCGAAGGAUCAAGCAGGAUGGGCUCAAGACCCCGAAGGUUCAUAUUUAGUGGACACUCGAACGGUUCCAUUCAAAUGUGGGACUUGACCACAGCGUUGGAUCUCUCUUACAAAUCGGAUACAAUAGGAAAAUCCAACGGAGGACCCUCUUUCGACGAAUUAUUGCACAUGCUGGGUCAGUGCGAUCUGAGCAACAGCUUGUGCUCGACGCCCUGCAUGUCCCCGUCGCCCUCGUUGAUGGCAGCUGCGCGGCUUAAAGCCAGCAACGUGGCUUUCUUGAAUCAAGUUCAGGAUGCUGAGCGACCCUGAACUUCCUCCGAUUCCCUUUUCGAAGACUGCUUGCAAUUUCCACUUUGUUAUUGUAAUUUUUUUAGUUCCUCUUUACAUAUAAAUUUUUAAAUAUAUUUAUAUUUAUCUUACAGUUUGUUGAACUUUGGCUAUUCGUUUAUUUUUGACUUCAUUUAUUGAAUCAGCCUUUGAAGGUUGCUAGUUUGGUGCGAAUGAUAUGUAGAAUUUAAUGUUAACCUAAAUUCUUCAUUUGUAGCUUCUCUAAUGGACUUAAUGACCAAGUUCUGAUUCGAUCCAGUAAAAAAAUGAAAAUAUCACUUAUGCUUUGAAAGUUAUCUCACAGAUGCACCAAAUCAAUGCAUUUUCUAAGUAUAUUUUGGCAGAUAAUAUUCACUUUGAAGAUUCAUAAUUGCGAUAGCAUUUUUUUGCUAUCACUUUGUUGAUUUGGUCAUGGAAAAAUAAAAUUAUCCAAAACAAACAAAGCUAUAUGUAUAUCUUAAGUUGUUGAAGUGAAAUAACUAUUUACAAUUUUGAUUUCUUUUAAAUAGUAUUAUUAAUAUAAUGACAAUUAUUUUCUCAUUAUAUAACUCCCAUGUUGUUAUUGUAUUUGAUAUAUUUCAGAGCGUAAUUUAAAAUAUACAUUGCUCAAAUAUAAUGAAACUGUAUUUUCGAGAAAUAUGGACUGGUGGACAUAAGCACAUGUUGUACUGGAAUGUGAUAAUGAAAAAUAUUGUUAAUAACAUAUUUAUCAUAAUUUGUGGAACUUUUCCAUGUCGGUAAAUUCUUUAUUGUAAUUUAUUCUAUUUGUUUUUGAUAAGAAACUUUUAUAUCGAUGAAAAUGGUUUCUAAAGGAUAACUUGAGAGGAUUUAAAACUGUAACAAACAGAUACUUGUUCUACAACGAAAAAUACACAUAUGUAUAUGUAAAAAAGAUUGGAUGGAAAGAAUGAAAUAUCUCAAUAAAUCAACAACAUUCAACAGAA